Messenger RNA from Botrytis cinerea B05.10, 1550 nucleotides. RefSeq lists its product as hypothetical. The record is from RefSeq and is a predicted model, not a curated record. Bases 81 to 1226 code for a protein of 381 amino acids. Lineage: Eukaryota; Fungi; Ascomycota; Leotiomycetes; Helotiales; Sclerotiniaceae. Gene Ontology annotation, cellular component: cytoplasm. The transcript has 4 exons. Gene Ontology annotation, biological process: response to oxidative stress.
GGACUUCGGAGAAGGAUUUCCUCUUAAUUAAAACAUCCUAAACACAACCCAAAAAGAUAUCCUUGACAACCCAAAACACGAUGAAUUGGUUUAAACAGACACUCGCAAAUGUCGUGGGAACUGAGGAGCCAGAGUAUGGUUCUGCAGGUAUUCGCACGGUAACAGCUCAAGCUGAGAAAACUCCCUACACCGAGUUGACGAAGAACGAUUUGAAAUGGAAGGCUCUAGAGAGUACAAAUGUAGAGACUCAGACCUUCUAUAUGAUCUCAGAUGAGGGUAAAGUCGCAUCUGUUCAGAUGAUUUACAACAAUGUGGCCGGACUUCGAACAACUUGUCAACUGAACGUCAAAGUAUUCAACCACAAAGGCCCAAAACAGUCUGACCAUCUCUGGCUUUCAGAUGCACUCGAAAACUAUGGCUUUGACGAAGAAAUGGUUUCGUUCUACGCCGACGGCCUUUCCAUCGCUUUGAACGAAGCUGGUGACGAAUACACCAUCAAAGCCGCUCGUAAUGAGUCUGGGCUUGUUAACCUUGUAUUCAAGCGCGCGGCCCCUGGCUUCCAGGUGGGAGAGAAUGGAACUACCUACUACGGUACUGAUCCCGCCGCACCAUGGGGAGAGAUGAGACAUCGAUUCUGGCCUCGUUGCACCGUCACCGGUACAAUUACCACACCCGAGAAGAACUACGACUUCAAAGGACGCGGAAUUUUCAUUCACGCUAUCCAAGGCAUGAAGCCUCACCAUGCUGCUGCAAAAUGGAAUUUUGUGACUUUCCAAACACCUACCUACUCCGCUAUCAUGAUGGAGUUCACAACCCCUGCUUCUUACGGCCACACAUCUGUGAAUGUUGGAGGUAUUGUGAAGGACGGCGAGAUCGUAUACGCCGGUGCUACCAACACUGUAAAGCAUACUGAGUCGAAGGAAGACCCAGAGACUAUGUGGCCCGAACCCAUCUCAGCUGAGUAUAAAUGGGAAGGCAAGAGCAAAUCUGGUGAAUUCUCUGCAAUUCUGAGUGGACCGCUCGGGGAAAGAACAGACAGAGUUGAUAUUCUAUCACACAUUCCCAGCUUCAUCAAAUCGGUUGUUGGAGGGGUUGUGGGAACCAGACCUUUCUGUUACCAGUGGGCUAUCCCCCCAACCAACUCCCUCGUCCUCAAGAUUAAGGACGGAGAGGCAGCCGUAGAGGAGCAAGGCACACUCUUUGGUGAAUCAACCUUCAUCUUGUAGAAGCAAUGCGAAGUAUACAGAUUCCAAAGAUUACAAAUGAGGGCCUCAUGAUAAUAUAGAAGUUGGCCAAUGCUUAUAUUUAUAGUCUUGAAUAUUGCGCAUUAACAUAACAAUCGUUUACCUGCUUCUGCGAAAGCAGGAGGAGCCGUGAAGAAGGGCUUUUUAUGGGUUCUUCUUUUGCUUCCUUUCUCUACGGCUCGUUUCUACAGAUUGAGAAUGGUUUUAAUUGGAUGAUUUUUUGAAAGGGAUACGAAUGGUAUUGUAGGGCUUUUGUAAUUCGUUUUAGCCUAGAAUAUCAUUACAGUCUCGUUAUACCUACUCUCA